AUGGCAUCCCGAUGCCAGCCCUGCUCCGAGCUCACCAUCAGCCACCUGGUUCACCUCACGGAGCGCGAUUUCAACGGCCACGUAUUCCCAGAGGAGGGGUUCUACCGCCACCAUGACUCCUUCGAUGCUCUCGAACGAUCAGCCAACGAUGGAUGCGACUUUUGUCAACUCAUCAUAGAUUGCUUCAAGGGCUCCCCGAACAUACAUAAUACUAUCAGAUGGCCCGAACGCUGGGAAGGACAAGGACCCAGUUGUAACAUGGAGACGUCGAUGUACGCGGCCGCCAAGAGGCUCAAGAACUCGGAUGUCAAGAUUUCCAUCAACGCGAAUCAUGUCUUCUCCUGGACGUCUCUGGAGGCGGUCGAGGUAUUUGACUUGCUUCUGGUCCAAGUCGGCCCGAGGGAGGAGACCCCGAGAGACGAGGAGACGGGACGGGAGGUUGGGUUCCCGACGCUGACAUUGUCGUUCAGCGUUCCUCGAGAUCCUGCGGUCUUCGUGGACAAGUUCCGCAUCGGCCGCUUCCAGCUCGACCCAGACCUCGGCUCCGCAUCCAACUUUGAGAUUGCGAACCGGUGGCUCGCCGACUGUCGGGACAACCACCCGGACUGCCUCGUCAACGACGUGCGCGCGCUUCCUACCCGCGUGAUCGACGUUGGGUUAGGGUCAUCAUCAUCUCCCCCAGAGCGUCCUCGCCUUCUGCUCUCCGGCGGCAAGAAGGCGGAGUACGUGGCGCUCAGCCACUGCUGGGGCGGCAGGAUCGCCACGCUGCUGACGACGGAGACGCAGUCGGACUUCCAGCGGGGGCUGCCGGUGGACGAGUUGCCGGCUAAUUUCCACGACGCCAUUGCCAUUACCCGGCGGCUCGGGAUACGGUAUCUGUGGAUCGACUCGCUGUGCAUCCUCCAGGACUCGAAGGAGGACUGGGAGGAGGAGUCCAAGAAAAUGGCCAGUACGUACAGGGAUGCCACGGUGACCAUAUCGGCAAUGGCGUCUAGGGGAAGCAGCACGGGUAUUCUGAACCCCGUGCCGGACAGCACCAAGACUUCGGCACCCAUGCCACGACCUGUGCGCCUGAGGGUCUACCCGGAGGAGGAGGAGGACGACGACGACGACGGGAGCCACGAGACUGUCAAAGUCACAGUGGAGAUGAAAGAAGCCGAAGAGGAAGACCUACGCCUUUUGGAAAUGUCGAGUCCGCUGAGUUCCAGGGGUUGGACGCUUCAAGAAUCCAUGCUGUCCCCGAGACACCUUUUCUACGGCACGCGCCAGAUAUAUUGGCGAUGUCCACGUGGAUUCCAGUCGGCCGACGGUCUUCCUCACGGGAACGUGUUUCCGACCGAAUCCUACGCCGACAUAUCCACCGUGCUGUACUCGGACGUUCUCCGGAACCCUCCCGUGAAGAAGGAGGCCGAAGACACCAACGCAGUGCUGGCAGACUACUACGACUUGGUGCAGGGGUACAGCCACAGGCGACUGACCUUCCCCUCGGACAAGCUCCCCGCCUUCUCCGGCCUGGCGCAGCGGCUCCACCCCAAGCUAGGGGGCGACUACCUCGCCGGCAUCUGGAGCGCCGACAGCAAAAGCGGCCUCCUGUGGUACGCCGAGACGAACGGCUGCCCGCACGUCGAACCGUACCGGGCGCCGUCCUGGUCCUGGGCGGUGACGGACCAGCCGGUCUGCUUCCGGGGCGCCCGGUGCCCGCCGAACCCGCUGGACAUGCGGCUCCUGGAAUACGCCGUGACGCCUCGGAACGGGCGCAAUCCGUACGGCGAGGUCGAGGCGGCCCACAUCGUCAUCGAGGCGUCUGCGAAGCCGCUCGUCCGCAGCAGGCAGGUCGUCCCCUGGGGCGCGGGCAGCCGGCUUCCGUUGCUGGGGGCGUUCCACCCGGACGAGCACAUCGUACCCGCCGGCAGUAGUAGUCCGGCUGUUGACUGGAUUACCAAUGUCUACAGCGUCGUCGCCGCCGAAGAGGGGACGGAUUUCCUCUUGAGCAUCUGCACGGCGUCUGCGCGGGAGGAUGUUGAUGAUCCGUCGUCGUCGUCCGAUGGCUUCGAAAUAGACGCGAGUGCUUGGACGGAGGAGGAGUGCAUGGCUGUCUUGGUUGGCACGAACGCGGGCGACGACCCGGGCGGGGAGUCGCAUACCUUCGUCGAAUGCUUGGUUGUUGUCCGAGAUCCUGGUGGCGACGGACUGUACAGACGAGUCGGGUAUGUGGUUCUUCAUGACGCAAAGUUGGACUGGCUGCAGGAAUGGGAGAGCCAAGUGUUUAAGUUGAUAUGA
Messenger RNA from Sodiomyces alkalinus F11, 2280 nucleotides. Its product is annotated as HET-domain-containing protein. The transcript has 2 exons. Lineage: Eukaryota; Fungi; Ascomycota; Sordariomycetes; Glomerellales; Plectosphaerellaceae. The record is from RefSeq and is a predicted model, not a curated record. Bases 1 to 2280 code for a protein of 759 amino acids.